This is a messenger RNA of Penicillium cosmopolitanum, 3498 nucleotides long. RefSeq lists its product as uncharacterized. The record is from RefSeq and is a predicted model, not a curated record. NCBI's taxonomy places the organism in Eukaryota, Fungi, Ascomycota, Eurotiomycetes, Eurotiales, Aspergillaceae. The transcript has 2 exons. Gene Ontology annotation, molecular function: protein binding. Bases 1 to 3498 code for a protein of 1165 amino acids.
AUGACGACUUCAAGCGGUGGAGAAAAAAACACCGAAUCUGACCAGCUUCUGUGGAUCAAAGGAGCUCCUGGUAAAGGCAAAACAAUGUUGAUCUGCGGGAUCAUUGAUGAGGUUUUGAAAGAGGAUGCCGAUGAAAGCAAUAUCGCAUACUUUUUCUGCCAAGCGAAUAACAGCCAAAUCAACAGUGCCACAGCAGUCUUGCGGGGAAUCAUGUCUUUGCUUGUCAAACAGCAAGGUUCGUUGAUUAGACACAUCCCGGAAGAAUUUUCUGGGAAUGACAAUGGAUGGGUCCAAGCACGGCAGGUCUGUCUGGAUAUUUUUCGAGAUACAGCCCUAGGAAGUACCUACCUUAUCAUUGAUGCACUCGAUGAGUGUGUCACUGAUUUGAAUAAACUUCUCAAGUUCCUAGAAGAACACUCAUCAUCAUAUCCGCAUGUGAAAUGGCUUGUGUCAAGCCGCGACUGGCAAAAUAUCAACGAAAGUCUCAACAUUGUCUCACACGUCAAAAUCGACCUUGGGCUUAACGGGUACAGCUUGUCGUGUGCUGUUCAGUUUUUUAUCGAGUAUAAGGUUGAAGAACUGGCCGAGAGGAAGAAAUACACAGAAGGCCAAAGGCAAAGUCUUCAAAAGCACUUGGAAUCAAAUUCAGAGGGAACCUUCCUCUGGGUGGCUUUGGCUUGCGAACAACUACAUGCAGUUUCAAAACGGCGUCUUGAAAAGGAUCUUCCUAGUUUCCCUCUUGGCCUUGAUGAGAUGUAUCAUAAGAUGCUGAGGAACAUUCAUGACUCAAAGAAUGACGACGACGUUCAGCUUGGAGUCUCUUUGCUCGAAAUUGUCACAACUGUCUAUCGUCCUAUCACAUUGGAUGAAAUACCAUCAUUUCUUGAAAUCCAAGGACCCACGAAUGCUGAUACACUGGACGAUGAUGAUCUCAUAGAGAUUGUAGGGCUUUGUGGCUCAUUUCUUACUCUCAAUCAACGCAAAAUUACCUUGGUACAUCAGUCCGCCCAAGAAUUUCUCGAACGGGUAUCCCAAAAGGCACGUCCCGAUAGAAAGCAGCAGAUACACUACUCUAUCUUCUCAAAGUCUUUGAAAGCACUCAACUCAACAUUGCAACGCAACAUUUACAAACUCAAUGACCCUGCCAUUCCGAUAGGUGAGGUCAAGCAGCAAAAUCCAGAUAUUCUAGCCACAAUUAGGUAUGCGUGUAUCUACUGGGUUCAUCAUCUUGAAGACUAUUUCAAGCACGAAACUGUAAUUCUAGAAACACGCGAGCAGCCGCUUGACAUCAAAUCGCUUGAGGAUUUUAUGUGCAAUCACUUGCUUCAGUGGAUCGAGGCUCUGAGUCUCUUGAGAAGCUUUUCGGAAGGGGCCACGUCGAUGUUGAAGCUUGAGUAUUUGCUAAAGGCAAGAUAUGCAGAUCUAGAAGCCAGAGUUCAAGAUGCAUACCGGUUCAUCAUAUACAAUAAGGUUAUGAUUGAGAAUCAUCCACUUCAAGUGUACUCUUCAGCCAUGUUCUUUGCUCCUCGAGGCACCAUAACAAGAAGUCAGUUUGAAUCGGAUGAGCUGGGGUGGCUAAAUACAAACGAAAUCGUUGAAGAACACUGGGGACAUUGCCUGCAGACCCUUGAACACGAAGGUAAUAUACACUCUUUAGCAGUCUCGUCGUCUGGCAUUCUGCUUGCAUCCGGUAAUAAUUAUGGGACUAUCAAGAUCUGGGAUACUCACAGCGGCCAUUGCUUAAGGACCCUCAAAGGCCAUGGCUCGGCUACAUCACUGGCCUUCUCUCCUGACGAUAUGUGGCUUGCGUCUGGUACGGACGUCGCCUUUGUGAUCUGGCAAACCCGCGAUUGGCAGUGCCUAUCUAUCAUCGAGGGUUGGUACAUGGAGUGCCACUCGGUGACAUUUUCACCUAACGAAGCACUUCUUGCGCUUGGUCGCGGAUACCAUAUUGAUAUAUGGGAUACCAAAGAAUGGCAGUGUUUACAGACCCUUGAUAGCUGCCAUUACAAAGUCAAUUCAGUGGCAUUCUCACCUAACAGUCCACACCUUGCGCUUGGUUGUGGAGCCCACAUUCAGAUCUGGUGUACCAAAGGAUGGCAGUGUUUACAGACCCUUGAUAGCUGCCAUUAUGAAGCCUAUUCAGUGGCAUUCUCACCUCAUGGUAAAUUCCUCGCUUCCGGUAGUGGCAGCCCGGGCUCUGCCGAGGGAAGUAUCCAGAUUUGGGAUGUGGAAAAUUGGCAGACUCUACAAAAGCUCGAGGACCACCGUGCCAGUGUCCUGUCAGUUGUCUUCUCAAAUGAUGGCUCGAAACUUGCAUCUAGCUCCCUAGAUCGUGAGAUUAGAGUCUGGAAUACUGAUGACUGGCAAUGCAUACAUAUCUUCAAAGGACAUGUGGAUCCUGUUUGCUCGGUGGUCUUCUCAAAUGAUGACACACAGCUUGCUUCUAGCUCUUGGGACAGUACUGUUAAGAUAUGGAACGUACAUAGUAAGCUGUCUCUACAGGGCAUCAAUCGUCACCAUGAUGUUAUUGGAUCCGUUGACUUCUCACCUGAUGGCGCACUAUUUGCGUCAGGGUCUCACGAUGGUACUAUCAAGAUCUGGGACGUCUGGAACGGAAAUUUCCUAAAAUCCAUCAAAGGCCAACAACGGAUUGGUUCAGUGAAUUUCUCGCCAGAUGGCCUUUUGCUUUUAUCUGGUGAUUAUGAUUACAAUGGGGCAUUUGAGGUGUGGGAACUGAGCAGUUGGAAGUGCCUGAAGAUCCUUCAUGAUGGUGAUCAUGAUAACCACUCAGUAUCCUUCUCGCCGAAUGGCCUGCUGCUCGUUACAUGUAACGAUCUACUAGGUUUCAUUACCGUCUGGCAUAGACAGACUUGGAAGCACCUACGCAAAUUUGGUAUAGGAGAGAGACAUUUCAGGUCUCGCUCGAUGAUAUUCUCACCAGAUAGCACGCUCUUCGCCUGUGUUGUUAAUGGUAGCAUCAAGAUUCUGAAUGCACGAAACUGGACGUUACUCAAGACCAUUCCGUGGCAAAGUGAUGAAAUCAAUUCACUGAUCUUCUCGCCCGAUGGCGCACUGCUCGCUUCAGGUUCUUCAAGCUUCUUCGGCUCGGAACCUAGGGAGGCAAUCAAAUUCUGGGAUGUCGCUAGUUGGCAGUGUGUGCAGACCCUCGAGGGUUAUGGUACUUACAUCAGAAAAUUGGACGUCGCUAAAUCUUUCCUCGAAACCGAAAGAGGCAUAUUCACCCUAUCUUCCACCGCAGAUCUGUCAUGCUCUAGUAAAGAUCUAGAAAGACUGUCUGCUCGGGGGUUUGGUGUGAGUAAGGAUAAAACUUGGAUCACAUGGAACUCAGUCAAUCUAUUGAAGUUGCCAUCAGUAUACGUUGUGAGCGCCUUUGCUGUAUCCGCAUCUAGUAUUGGGAUUGGUUGCAAAUCAGGACAUGUCAUGCUGUUAGAUGCUGCUUCUCACGGCUCACCCCAGGAGGCAGAUAGAGGGUGA